AACAGGGGGAGAGGAGGUGCAGGGAGGAAGUAGAGAGUUGAGUGAAGAUUAAAAUAACAUACAGAAGAGUGCAGCUAUGGCAGAAGAAUUACGGAGAUUCCUGUACAAGAAGUUAACAAGUGUUGAUGAACUCCACGCUAUUGUUGUGUCAGACAGAGAUGGGGUGCCGGUUAUUAAAGUUGCCAAUGAGAAUGCCCCUGAGCAUGCAUUGAGACCGGCUUUCCUUUCUACAUUUGCACUAGCUACAGACCAGGGAAGCAAGCUUGGCCUCUCCAAAAACAAGAGCAUCAUCUGUUACUACAGCACAUACCAGGUUGUCCAGUUUAAUCAGCUGCCUCUGGUAGUAAGCUUCAUAGCAAGCUGCAAUGCCAAUACAGGCCUAAUUCUCAGCUUAGAGAAAGAACUCGGCUCCUUGUUCAAAGAGCUUCGCCAGGUGGUGGAGAUCUCAUGAUGCAGGCAAUUGGAUUAUGGAGUCAUGUAACACUUUUUUGGGACUUCAAGUAGAAAACCAAGAUGGGGAAAAAAAAAUAUAUAAUUUUGUAAAUGCCACCCAUUUUCAGUAUUUCCAUGAUUAUAAAAUAAUUUUUCCCUUUAAGCUGAGAGGUACAAGGCUUUGUUAGUGCAAGUACAAUCCUCUUCAGCCAGCACCUCAUGCUUUAUCUGUAUGAAUAGCACGAGGCCCUUAGUUGCCUCUUGCUAAUAAAGCAAACUCAUUUACAGAAA
This is a messenger RNA of Xenopus tropicalis (tropical clawed frog), 723 nucleotides long. RefSeq names its product late endosomal/lysosomal adaptor, MAPK and MTOR activator 3 like (gene lamtor3l). Lineage: Eukaryota; Metazoa; Chordata; Amphibia; Anura; Pipidae. Gene Ontology annotation, cellular component: bounding membrane of organelle; late endosome membrane; cytoplasm. Gene Ontology annotation, biological process: regulation of TOR signaling; positive regulation of intracellular signal transduction. The record is from RefSeq and is marked validated.